CAUGCUCGUUCGCGGCGCCCAGUCAGCGCGUGGCUCGGUCAGCGGCAGGGGACCCAGGACGUCCGCCCGGCAGUGACUUCCCGGCACCGCAACCAGGCGCAUCCUCCCCCGGCCAACAUGUCAAAGUUGGAGCAGGUCCUCAUCCUUGACCCUCCUUCCGACCUCAGAUUCAAAGGUCCCUUCACAGUUGUAGUCACCACCAACCUCAAACUCAAGAACCCCUCGGACAGAAGAGUAUGUUUCAAGGUCAAGACGACAGCGCCGCGCAGAUACUGUGUACGGCCAAACAGCGGCGUCAUCGAUCCUGGAGCGACCGUCACCAUCUCUGUAAUGCUACAGCCCUUCGACUAUGACCCCAAUGAGAAAAGUAAACACAAAUUCAUGGUACAGAGCAUUUUUGCCCCACCACAUGUUACUGACAUGGAUUCAUUGUGGAAAGAUGCAAAACCCGAUGAUCUCAUGGAUUCCAAGCUGAGAUGUGUCUUCGAGCUGCCUUCUGAAAACGAUAAAGCGAAUGACGUGGAGGCGAUCAAAGCAGCCCCUGUGAUGAACUCUGCUAAGGCUGAUGUGCCCUCAGCGGCCAUGGCCGCGGCCAAGCCUGUCAGUGCCUCCCUUGACGACACAGAGAUGAAGAAAGUGCUGGAGGAGUGUAAGAGGCUGCAGGCCGAGAAGGGCAAGCUGGCUGAGGAGAACCGGCAACUUAAGGAUGAAGGCGUUAGAAUGAGAAAGGCGGUGCGCUCGGACCACAUGACUUCAAACUCCACCACUCUCCUUGGCCGAGAAACCACCGCCGCCUCCCUGCCCUCCCUCCUCGUUGUCAUAGCCGCCAUCUUCAUCGGGUUCUUCCUAGGGAAGUUCAUCUUGUAGACUGGGAGACGCAUGCCAGCUGUACCCCCCUCGACCCACCCACCCCCAAUCCCCUCCCCCAGCCCGUCUCCGGAAUUGAAAAAAAAAAAAGGCCUGGAUUUAACAUGAAGUCUUUCUGCUGACUUUGCCAUAUCAUUGGUAGUGCGGCCUGCAGUGAACAUGUCUGUAUGGCAUCAUACGAGGGCUUCACCUUUUUACAAUCUCUCACACGGUUAGUACACACACACACACAGCUGAGAAAGAAGGAGGUGGGGUUCGGUGAUUGUUCCGGUUUUGUUUUCUGUUAUUCAUGGCUGGAUGUACAGGUAAAGAAAUGAAAAGUUUAUCAAUCAACAUGGAAGGCAGUUGAGACGCGCCUAAAGUGACCUUGGGCGAGAGGCAGUCAACUACACAAAUUUGUUUGUUCUCUCUCUCUCUCUCUCUCUCUCUUUCUCUCUCUCUCUCUUCUCUCACAUAGGAAUUCAGUGGAAAUUUAGGUGUCUUGUAAAUGUUAUUUUAAAAUCCUUUUAAGAAAAGGAAAUGACUUACAUCAAAAAGAACUUACUACCUGUUGCUGGAUUGCCUCUGAAGUCUACUUAAUUGUUCAAUUUGUAAUUUCUACUUUUUCUCUUUGGGGAAUGUUUUGAGUCCAGCUGGGGAUAUAGGUGCCUCCUUCCUUGUAUAUUUCUGUCCUUUCCAAUCCCUGACAACACCAAUGCAGACUUUAUAUUAUUAUUAAUAUUAUUAUUUGUCUUUUUUUUUCUCUAUAAAUCAUAUAUUCCUUCUGAGGCAAGUGUUGACUGAAAUAAGUUCUCCAUUCUUACAAUCCUGUCCCAUGGUAAUAAGCAUUGAAGAAAUAAAAAUGAAAAAAUGUGGUUUUGA
Lampris incognitus (smalleye Pacific opah) is the source of this 1728-nucleotide messenger RNA. It is a transcript of the gene vapal, whose product is annotated as VAMP (vesicle-associated membrane protein)-associated protein A, like. The transcript has 6 exons. Gene Ontology annotation, cellular component: plasma membrane; endoplasmic reticulum membrane. Gene Ontology annotation, biological process: neuron projection development. Gene Ontology annotation, molecular function: FFAT motif binding. Bases 118 to 867 code for a protein of 249 amino acids. The record is from RefSeq and is a predicted model, not a curated record. NCBI's taxonomy places the organism in Eukaryota, Metazoa, Chordata, Actinopteri, Lampriformes, Lampridae.